ACCGACCUUUGCCCUUCUCCGGCUGUUCAGAGCUUGUUCCGUAAAUAAACCCUCAAAAAAUCCUGCGAUUUUCAGCAAUUCGGUUUUUCUUCUCUCCGGAAAUAACCAGACAUUUCUUCUUUCUUCUCAAACCAAUGCCACGUAAAGGUCAAGAUAAAGAGAAAGCUCCCAUCGACGUUGUUGAAAUCGACAGCAGCGACGAUGAAGCCACCAUUGUUGUAGAUGCGGGAGGCCACAGAAACCUGAAUAACAGCAACAAUAACAUCUACAAACCAAUAAACGACGCGCAGCUGCAACUUAGAGCGCCUAAACUUGAAAAUCCCGUAGUACUUGCUCCGCCAGACUCCAAUUAUCAGCCACUCGACACUCGGAGCUUCUGGAAAGCAGGGGCCUACGAGAUUGGGCCUUCAAAGUACUCUUAUAUACAAGGUGAUUUGGAACAUGCCCGUGUGCAUCCUAAGUUUUUGCAUUCAAACGCGACGUCGCAUAAAUGGGCGUUUGGAGCAAUUGCUGAGCUUCUCGACAAUGCAGUUGAUGAGAUAGAAAAUGGUGCAACUUUUGUGAAGGUUGACAGAAUUUACAACAAGAAGGAUAACUCUCCCGCAUUACUUUUUCAAGAUGAUGGAGGUGGAAUGAAUCCAGAAAGCAUUCGGAAAUGCAUGAGCUUGGGUUACUCUUCAAAGACAUCAAACACUACAAUAGGACAAUAUGGUAAUGGUUUUAAGACAAGUACCAUGCGUUUGGGAGCUGAUGUUAUUGUCUUUAGUCGUGCAUCUCAGUCAGGCCGAGCGACACAAAGCAUUGGUCUUCUAUCUUAUACGUUUCUUCGGAGAACUGGCCAUGAUGAUGUGGUCGUUCCAAUGAUUGAUUUUGACAUCUCGGACCAUUGGGCUGAACCUAUUAUUUAUAGCUCUCACAAUGAUUGGUCAGCCAACCUAAAAACCAUCCUUGAUUGGUCUCCCUUUUCAUCGAAGGAUGAUCUGAUGCUACAGUUUGAGGAUAUUGGAUCACAUGGGACGAAGAUUAUUAUAUACAAUCUUUGGCUGAAUGAUGAAGGCAUUUAUGAAUUAAAUUUUGAUGAGGACGAUGAGGAUAUAAGGCUGAGAGAUGAAGCAAAUCGGGGAAGUUUGCUCAAACCAACUAAGCAAGUAAUUGAGCUGCAGUCCCAUAUUUCCUAUCGCAUCCGGUACUCAUUAAGGGCAUAUGCAUCCAUACUGUACCUUAGGAAGUUUAUGAAGUUCAAAAUAUUAUUACGGGGAAAGGCUGUUGAACAGUUUGAUAUUGCGGCUGACUUGAAGCAUCCAGAAACAAUUUUUUAUAGGCCACAACUUGCUGGGGCAACGAAAGAGGUCUCUGUGUCAACAAUCCUUGGCUUCAAUAAAGAAGCGCCUUCAAUUGCAGUCAGUGGAUUCAAUGUGUACCACAAAAAUCGCCUCAUUAGGCCUUUCUGGAAAGUUACUGCAGAUGGAUCAUCCAGAGGAAAUGGUGUUGUGGGAGUUCUUGAAGCAAAUUUCAUUGAACCAGCACAUGACAAGCAGGACUUUGAGAGAUCAUCUCUGUUUUUGAAGUUGGAGAUGAGGCUUAAACAAAUGAUAUUUGACUAUUGGAAAGGUCACUGUCACUUGAUUGGAUACCAACCUGAACGUAGCCGGCUGCAUAAUGUGGAAAGCAAAUCUGCGGUGUCUUCUCGAAGUGAGGUGGCUGGAAUGCAAAAGCAUAUGCAAACUGGUAAAAGUAUGCAUGAACAGCCACUGGUCAUUGACCUUUCAAAUGAAUCUUUUGAAGAGGAAAGAAGUACGGAACCUCCAUCCAAGGUAGCAUCAAUCGAUCAACUUUGUGAAGAGAACAUCCAGUUGUUUAUGAGGUGCGAGGAAUACGGGCAAAAGGAAAAUGAGUUAAAACGUACAAUUGAGGAACUAGAGGAGGAGUUGGCAGAGACCAGAAUGAAGUGCACUAAGCUCUCUUUGCACUUGGAAACUCAGAGAAGGCAGAAACUUGUCGAGCAACAGAUGGACUGUACUUGAUGCAAUACUUUUUAGUAGAGCUUUUGGCAUAACGGAGGGAAAAUGACAUGGGGUCGAAAAUGUAUUUGGAUGGGGUGGAAUCCUCCUGCUAUUGCCCUUCCUCUUUUCGGUUUCUUUGUCUGCCAGUGUCCAUUAUUAACAACGAAAAGGAGAAACCCCAUUAGUAUUGGUUUAUAGCUAAUUAGUAUUGAAACUUUUGUUUACGCAUGAAGGCAGAAUUAUUCUAAUGGUUGUAAAUUCGAUCGACCAGAACGGACCUCUGAUGUAUCCUCUUGCGGAGUUCCUCCUACA
This is a messenger RNA of Coffea eugenioides, 2315 nucleotides long. RefSeq names its product protein MICRORCHIDIA 2-like. The record is from RefSeq and is a predicted model, not a curated record. The transcript has 18 exons. Gene Ontology annotation, molecular function: ATP hydrolysis activity. Bases 135 to 2024 code for a protein of 629 amino acids. Gene Ontology annotation, cellular component: nucleus. Lineage: Eukaryota; Viridiplantae; Streptophyta; Magnoliopsida; Gentianales; Rubiaceae.